CAUGCUCUUUGAAAAACCCGGAAGCUGCUAAACAGACAACUGUCGCUGUAAUCUCUUCUGUAAACGUGCUAAAAUAAGUCGCAACGGCACCACAUUGCAUUUUAAGGGUGCUUUUUUUAAAACUUUAUUUCGUCAGUGAGAGCUCGUGGGGGAUGGUGACUGCCUCGUCGUUAACGCUUCUGUAACGGAGCUGCUUCAUUGAAACCUUAAAAACAAACUGCGAGUAAGGACCAAAGCAGCUGGGGAAGAUGCCUGCUCGUAAUGUUGUGUCCCACGGCCCUCCUAACAGCAAGGUUAGGUACUCCAGGUUGGCCACUGAUGAUGACGGCUACAUUGACUUACAGUUCAAAAGGAGCCCACCCAAGGUCCCAUACAAAGCAAUUGCACUUGCCACGAUACUCUUUCUAAUCGGGUCUCUGUUAAUCAUCAUUGGCUCCCUUCUGCUGGCUGGAUACUUUGGUGUCACACACUCCGACCGAACCGUGCCAGUCCUUAUCAUUGGGAUCCUCGUCUUCCUGCCUGGAAUUUACCACCUCCGGAUAGCUUACUAUGCAUCAAAGGGCUACCCAGGCUACUCCUACGAUGAUAUACCAGACUUUGAUGACUGACCAGCACUGUAGCUUCAGCCUCAGUCUUACUAUGCUUCCAGCUGCAUUAAUGGCUAAAUCUAAGGUAGAGAUACCUCAAAAUAUGUAAUGUAAGCAUUUUUUGUAAAUUACAGUGUUCUCUUGGUAGCUUUUUAGACUGCACCUAUGAAGCCAGAUUUGUUUAAUUUGUAUAUUUGUUUUUAGCUUAAUAAAUAAAUAAACCGGAAACUGAUUUUU
This is a messenger RNA of Mugil cephalus (flathead mullet), 824 nucleotides long. It is a transcript of the gene tmem230b, whose product is annotated as transmembrane protein 230b. The record is from RefSeq and is a predicted model, not a curated record. Gene Ontology annotation, cellular component: synaptic vesicle; endomembrane system. The transcript is spliced from 3 exons. Bases 249 to 608 code for a protein of 119 amino acids. Gene Ontology annotation, biological process: synaptic vesicle transport. Lineage: Eukaryota; Metazoa; Chordata; Actinopteri; Mugiliformes; Mugilidae.